UUAUUAAAUUAACUGACACCGAAAAUGAAUGAGUAAUUCAGUGAGAAUCAAUCGAAAUUUAUUAGCUAGAAGCACAGGCAAGGCAUAAGCAAAAAUACUUAAUUGUUUGUGAUUUAGAGAGCUUCGGCAUUGCACUGACGUGGACCUGAAAGAUUAGAAACAGACUUCCAAUAUGUCCACAGCACGGCGGCGGCCCCAGGGUGGCAGUGCGGGCGAUGUACAGAGCUACCACCCGAAGGAAAGGCUGGUGGAGAAGGACGAGGGAACGCCGGACAUACGCGGCGACAGACGGAACAUAGCCAUCCUGCUGUUUCUGUAUAUACUGCAGGGCAUACCCAUAGGCCUGAUAGCCGCCAUUCCCAUGCUGCUGCAGAACCGGGGAGCCAGCUACAAGCAGCAGGCGGAGUUCUCCUUCGCCUACUGGCCGUUCAGCUUGAAGCUACUGUGGGCACCCAUCGUGGACUCGCUUUACGUCCGGAGAUUCGGGCGCCGCAAAUCGUGGCUGGUGCCGGUGCAGUAUCUGCUUGGCGGAUUCAUGAUGUUCCUUUCCUACUACGUGGAUCGUUGGCUGGGCGGCGAUGGUGUGGAGCCGAAUGUGGCGCUGCUGUCGCUGCUCUUCUUCCUGCUCAAUUUCCUGGCUGCCACCCAGGACAUCGCUGUGGACGGCUGGGCUCUGACUAUGCUGAAGCGCUGCAAUGUAGGCUACGCCUCCACCUGCAACAGUGUCGGCCAGACAGCCGGCUACUUCCUUGGAUAUGUGGUGUUCAUUGCCCUCGAAUCGAAGGACUUUUGCAACAAGUACAUGAGGGAUGUGCCCCUGAACGAGGGCAUGAUCACGUUACCACGCUUCCUCUGGUUCUGGGGUAUUGUCUUUGUGGUGGCCACCACUCUGGUGGCAAUCUUCAAGAAGGAGAAUGACAUUGAAGAUGCCCAUACGGAAUCUCGCUACACGGAGGAGCAUGAGCUGAACAUUCGUCAGAGCUACAAGAUCCUCUGGGACAUGGUGAAGAUGCGACCAGUGCAGAUCCUAGCCGCCAUUCUGCUCACCGUUAAGGUAACCUUCUCCGCAUCGGAUGCGGUCACCAGUCUGAAGCUCAUCGAUGCCGGGGUGCCCAAGGAUCAGCUGGCUCUGCUGGCCAUCCCCCUCAUUCCCCUUCAGCUCGUCCUGCCCCUGGUGAUGGGUCGCUACACCAACGGCCCGCGUCCCAUGGAUGUGUAUCUGAAGGCCAUUCCAUAUCGAAUUCUUCUGGCCGCCGUGGCGACAAUUUUCGCCUACGCCACACCUUUUAUGGUGCAGAAAGGGCAUGUCCCAGUGUACUAUUAUGUCCUUCUGAUCGCCCUGUAUGCCUGCUAUCAGGUAUUCCUGUACUCAAUGUUCGUGGCGGCCAUGGCAUUCUUUGCAAAGAUCUCGGACCCCGCUGUGGGUGGCACAUACAUGACAUUCCUCAACACGCUGUGCAAUCUGGGCGGCAAUUGGCCCAACACGGUGGUGCUCUGGCUGGUGGACGUGCUCACAUGGAAACAGUGCACCACCAAUACGGAUAAUACGUGCCUCAAUAAGGAUGAGCAACAGAGCUGUGAAUCGUCACACGGCAAUUGCGAGAUUACUUUCGAUGGCUACUAUCUGGAGUCGUUCUUCUGUGUGGUCUAUGGCAUCAUCUGGGUACUGGUGGUGCACAAGUGGAUCGUCUAUCUGCAGGAUCUGCCCGUACGGUCGUGGCUUGUGGUCAAACAUAAGUCGCGGUAGCAAUUAAUCGUGUGAUCCGCUGCCGCAACCGCCAACGCCACCUCGCCCGUACAAACCAGCUAUUAUUUAUAGGACUAAAAAGUGUUUGUAUUCUGUGUAGGCUAGUGAAAUUGAAAAUUCCCGCCUUGGUAUUGUUUUCGUAUAACUUAAUAGAUUCCAUUGGAAAUAAAAUUAGAUUCGACGUCGAGUACAAAGCAUAGAAA
Messenger RNA from Drosophila persimilis, 1950 nucleotides. Its product is annotated as acetyl-coenzyme A transporter 1. Lineage: Eukaryota; Metazoa; Arthropoda; Insecta; Diptera; Drosophilidae. The transcript has 3 exons. Gene Ontology annotation, molecular function: acetyl-CoA transmembrane transporter activity. Gene Ontology annotation, cellular component: membrane. The record is from RefSeq and is a predicted model, not a curated record. The coding region runs from base 173 to 1747 and encodes 524 amino acids.